UUUAUGACACACAAUAAAGAAGAGCUCAGCGAUAGAGAUGUUACACAAGGAAUAGCUGCUCUCUUCACUGCCAGACGUCAUUAUACAAGCUGCACUGAUUGUGAAUUAUGGAAAAGAUGGCCUCAUUUUCCAUUUUAUUUAUUUUAGCUUGUCUGCAUGUCCACGAUGUACAGAGUGCUGUUGGUUCCACACCGAUAAACUGUGCAGCUGGAUCUAAUACCAAUGUAGGGAGCAUCCUGGAGGGAUAUACAGGUGAUGUAGAGAUUCUCACUAAUAUCAGACCAGAGGAUCGACUGGUGCUUGAGACAAAUCUUUUUCCUAUUGGUUUGGAAUUUGUGGAGCUGGUUUACUCUGAUGGAGACUCGACCGCUACUGUACGAACCAAAAAACCACUGGACGCUGAUGAACUAAAGCAGCAUGGAGAGAAAUUAUAUUAUUCAGUCACCUGCUCAAACACAGGGCUGAAAAACUUGCGGACAGUAGAUGUUCUGGACGUUAAUGACAACCCUCCGAUCUUCCAGAGCAAAACAUACAGCGCUACCGUGUCAGAGACGAUAGAUGUGGGUUCAACUGUGCUCAGGGUGAGUGCUGAUGAUGCUGAUGUGUCUGCAGACAACAACAGAGUUACAUAUUCUAUACUGCCUCCAGUACCAGGUAACUUUGAAGUGAGAGAUGAUGGUAACAUCAGGUUGACUAACCGUCUGAACUACAACAAUGCUCAACAGUACAUCUUCACCGUGGAAGCUAAAGAUAUAGGAGAAUUCAGUGACACAACAACAGUUACAAUAACGGUUAAAGAUUUUGACAAUCUAAACCCUUAUUUUGAUCACAGUCUCUACAAGGCAUCCAUUGAGGAAAAUCAGGUGGGACAAUUCUCAGACAUCACUCCUGAGGCCAUAAAAGCUCAAGAUGGUGAUACGGGAAUUAACGAGCCUGUAGUUUACAGCAUAACAGCAGUUGUUCCAAAUGAAUAUCAGAGCAACUUUGAAAUUGACCGAAGCAGUGGGGUCAUCUCUGUGACAACGGCACUAGAUAGAGAGAAAAUUGACCAGAUAACAGUUCACAUACAGGCAACUCAGGAGGAUGAUGCCAGUAAGACAGCAAACACUGUGGUAUCCAUCACCAUUGAGGAUGUGGAUGACAACUCGCCGAAAUUUGACAACGAUGAGUACACAGUAUCUAUUCCAGAGAAUUCACCACAGGACCAGUUUGUGCUUCAGACUAGAGUCACUGACCUAGACCUGGGAGGAUUUAUGGGAACACUGCAGAUUAUUCCAGACUCUGUCCCUUUUUCCAUCGGCCCUGAUGGAACAAUUCUGGUGAAAAGUUCUGCAGACCUAGACAGAGAGACCACAGCCAACUUCAGUUUUCAAGUUGAAGCACAAGAAAACCCUCCUUCCACCAACAAAGCAACAGCUGAUGUGACCAUUGUCUUGCUGGAUGAGAAUGACAACAGUCCACAGUUUACAACAUCCCAGUAUGAGGGCAAAGUUUUCAGCAAUCAGAGCAUUGGAAUGCAUGUUGUCAAGGUCAAAGCAACAGACCUGGAUACUGGUUCAAAUGGGGAAAUCAGCUACUCCAUUGAGUUUGGCAAAUGAGAAAGGUCAUUUUGAAAUUAAUGAGAAUGAUGGGGAGAUUACAUUAGUUAAAGAAAUUGUCUUGGAGGACAAUAAAAUCCUUGAGUUUCCACUCUAUGUGACUGCAAAGGAUGGGGGUGCGAUAAGCAGAUCAACUGCUGCAAUGGUGAAUGUCAAGGCACCUGGAAAGUCUGCUCCUCAGUUCCUUCAGAAAAUCUAUCGGGGCCAAGUAGAGGAGGAUCAGGCGGACGCAGAGAUCGUGAAG
Molecule: messenger RNA, 1842 nt
Organism: Labeo rohita (rohu)
Lineage: Eukaryota; Metazoa; Chordata; Actinopteri; Cypriniformes; Cyprinidae
Product: protocadherin beta-12-like
Exons: 15
Coding region: 108-1598 (496 amino acids)
Biological process (GO): homophilic cell-cell adhesion
Cellular component (GO): plasma membrane; catenin complex
Molecular function (GO): cadherin binding; calcium ion binding
Source: RefSeq, a predicted model, not a curated record